CAAUAUAAUUUUGUGGAUUUGCUCGAGUCGUAUGUCAUGUUUGAUUGGUGGCAAGGCGCCGCCUUAUUUAAAAGCUUUAAAUAGGUUCUGUGUCUGUAGACAGGACAAAUAAAACCAAUUAAUUGGAUGUUUUGAAGAACGCAGUAUCGAAUCAGCAGCCAAGUUUUGACUAAUAUACGUCGUCUCAUUUUGCUGAAUAAUAUUAUUUUUUCGAAUAAUUUUUAAUACAAAGUCUAGUUGUUAAACCUGCAUAGGCAAAUUAACGAUAUCAACUUCGAUAGCCAUAUAAUAUGGAUCCGAUACGAAGGCAGGAACAUAUUCAAGAUAUGCCAUCAUCUAGUAUUGCAUCUAAGCUGCCUCAACAACGUUUCGAGCAUCGACGGAAGAGAAAAUUAUCGGACGAACCGGAUUAUAGCACAAUGAAACCAGAAGCGAAGCAUCAAAUCAUUGAACGAAUUGGCCUUCUUAACAAAAUUAUCGAACCAUGUACCCAUAAGUCCUACAUUAAUUUGCUAGACCUUAGCGAUGAAAUACUUCUUCUUGUAUUCAAGCAAUUGGACAGUAUUAGUUUGAUUCCAUUAUCUAAAGUGUGUAUCCGACUACAAAGGUUAGUUGCUGACAAAACUCUAUGGAUGGAUGCUGAUUUCACUUCAGUCAAGCUACUUACCAUGGAAGUACAUCGAUGCGUGAAAUAUCUACAACCUGGCACAACUAAAAGUUUAAAACUGCGUGGUAUGACUAGUGUUUAUCCUGCUGAACAAUGGAACGUUCCGACAUUGACACCAGGUAUUCUAAAAUCUAUAGAAACUCGAUGCUGUCUAUUAGAACGGUUGGAGCUUACCGAAGCAUAUAUCGAUAUGAACGAUGUCAGCAUUAUCUUUUUUCCCCACUGUUUACGCUCGCUAGCGUUUCGCAAGUGCGCAUUGUCAGUGCAAAAUAUUAACAGCCAUCUCAUAGUACCCCCGCAACAAAUGCGUUCAUUUUUAUCCAAUAUGUAUAAAUAUUUCGAUCGCUUGGAGGAACUUACAAUUGAAUAUUGUGCUUGGUUCGACACGCAUGAUUUUAUGAUUCUAUCAAAGCUACCAAAUUUAAGAUAUUUAAGCUUGAAGGGAUGUGCAAAUAUUAAAGACAGUGUUCCAUAUGCCAGUUUGGCGACUCGUUUCGGUUUUAAAAACCUGGAAAUUCUUGAUUUACGUGAUACCCCAAUAUCCGAUUCCGAUGUGAGUUGUUUCAACAUUGUGCGCUCUUUAAAGGAAUUAAAGCUCGAAUGUCCUGAUCAUUUACGAACUGAAAAUGGACUUCAUGAGUACAAUGAAGCAGAACGCUUACGUGUCGAACAAUUGCAUCGUUUGGCCGUUCCUGAUCUACGCCAAAAUGAAAAUGUUGUUAACGAUCAUGCACCUGCACAUCAGAUUGAAGGACAAAUAGAAGCUGCACGUGUUCCUCCCAAUAAUCCGCAACCAGCACAUGGAGUGUUUGAGAUACGCGUAGUACACGGAGAUUAUCCAAGACAGGUACAAGGAAAUCAAGAUAAUUUAAUUCGAAUUGUACGGGGACAAGCAGGUGUUUUGAUCAAUAAUCAACGAGUUCAACCACCGGCCCCGGUAGCAGACAGACCCGAAGGGCAAGGUUCUCCGCCCCCACACUUAGAAGCGCGAAGAGUACGUGCUGUAAGUCCCGCAGACGAACAAAAUCAACAGGUAGAACCCAUAAGAAAUGACGAAAAUAAUCAUAACAAUGUGGAUCGACAACACAUUGUGCGUAUUAUUAAUAGAGAUUUGCUACUGCAACGUAGAGAGCAUGUCGAAUUAGAAAAUCCUCCACUUUUACGUCGAGCUGGUGAUCAAAUCAAUGCUGCAUAUCAACAUAUUUUUGAUGCUCGUGGAAAUAAUGCUCAUCGGCCCCCUGUGCUUGAACUCCAACCUGAAAUUGCAGCUCAAGCUCAUGAUGAAAACGGCCCAGUAGAACGCGAGCAACCUUUUUUGAAUGUUCACUUGCGAUUCCAUGAUGCAGCCAAUAAUGCUCCAGUGCAGAAUAAUCAUCACGAUGGUCAGGAAAAUAAUCCACAACCGCAACGAGUCUUGCCACACGUAAUUAUUAUGCCCGGAAAUUUCCCAGAAAACUUCCCUGCAAUUGCUAACGGGCCGGGCCGGGGCUACCAGCAUCAAGUAUUUGUAAAUUUAGGUGCAGGGCAACCAGCUCCAAAUUACGUAUCGUUAAUCAGUGAUCGUGGAAUAUGUGCGUACGGAAUAUCACGCAAUGAACUUGCGGGAGGUUUUUUAGGAGGAAUAUUACAUCACAAUUUUACCGGACUGGAAAGAUUGUCUGUGCGAAAUUAUAAGCUUGUGACGGACAUAUCGUUGGACCAUCUCGAAUCAGCUGCCCCACAUUUGAAACUUUUAGAUGUAACUGGUACUUCUGUUACUGCUCAGGGCGUACGCAGCUUCAAGCUUUCUCGUCCCAGCUGUAUAAUUAUUUCCGAUUUUGACCUAAUGUAAAUUUUAAAACUCCAUGUAAUACAUUUUUAUUAAAUUACUAGCUGGCCCAGUAAACCUAGUUUUUCCCAACAUAGUAUUAGUUGACGAUAAAGUAUUAUGUGCUGUAAAUAUUCUUUCUUUUUAUAUGUUCAUAUCAUUGACGUUUAUUGAAAAAAAUAAUAGGGUACAGAACAUAUUUUCAACUGUAAAUUAGAAUUGAUCCAUUGAUAAAUUUACAUUUAAACAAUUACGAUAUUGUAAUAAACAAAUAACUUCUAUUAAUCUCUUACCGUAUCAAUAAACGAUGCGCAAUAUCAGAUUGCGUAUACAGGCGGUCCCCGAGAUACAUGGUUGAUGGGGACCUUAAACGGCCGCAAAAAACCGCGUGAAUUGAAUUUCGUGAUUUCCAGCCAAAUCAUUAUUAAUUUUCGUAUAAUUUUGCAAGUAGGGGGCGGUUUUAUCCACUUAUUUAAAUAUUUGAUAUGAUUCUCACUGAAUAUAAUAGUUUUUAACCUUUCAAGGCCUUGCUACAUGAAUCGAAAUUUCAAAAAGUUUUCGGUCAAAAGGGGGGGCCAGGCGAAAACUUUACGUCAAAAAGAUUUCAGCUCCAAGAGCUGAAAUCUUCUUCUUCUUCUUAUUAGGCUUGAUGGAAUAAUACAGUCAUUAUCCGAUAUACGCUAUCGUACGGGACCGAGCGCAAUAGCGUAUCUCGAGUUUUCGCGUAUAGCGGAUUCCUAUCGAAAAAUAGUUUACACUACCGGAUCGAGGGUUGAAAACUAUCGACACAGAGUUUUGCAUUAAAGUUUUUUGUUAUAAAACAGGUAUCUUUUGCCCAAAUUUAAUGCAAAAUGCAUUAAUAACAUUAAGGAAAUUCAAAAAAACCAUAAAAUAUUUCAAAGAAUUAAAAUAUUUGCAAAAAACACAUGGAGCUGUCAAAUUUAGAGGAAACGCGUACAGCAAUUAUCCGCAGUACGCGAUACUCGAUAUACGCGAAUUCGCAGUACGCGUACGCGCUUUCCUCGGCAUGCAAAGAACGAUGGAGCUGAGAAAAAAUUGAAUUGGCAGUUUAUAGCGAUCGAUCAAUUAUAGUUUGCAUUUUUGCUGUCUAAUAAUCGUAGAAAUAUUAUUAAAAAGUAAAAGGAACUAUUUUUACUUCAUUUUAGCGAUUAAAAUGAAUUUUAUCAACAUCAUUUUAGAAGUCUCAUCUCAGCGCUUUUCAGAGCUUCUACACACACCGGCGUGAGAAACCGAUUGUCAAUUUUCUCACAGCCAUCUCUCACCUUCAGGCUCGGUGUAUGUAGAAACGCUCUCAUCCGAAAUCUUUUUGACAGCAACCCGAAAACUCAAAAUGACAGCAUUGUAGGUGUCAACAGGAAAAGGAAGAGCAUUAUCACAACAAAACAAAAUAAAACAAGCAUAAAGCCGGCAUUGUAAAA
This is a messenger RNA of Anopheles coluzzii, 3913 nucleotides long. RefSeq lists its product as uncharacterized. The transcript is spliced from 2 exons. The coding region runs from base 291 to 2498 and encodes 735 amino acids. Gene Ontology annotation, cellular component: SCF ubiquitin ligase complex. Gene Ontology annotation, molecular function: protein binding. The record is from RefSeq and is a predicted model, not a curated record. Gene Ontology annotation, biological process: SCF-dependent proteasomal ubiquitin-dependent protein catabolic process. NCBI's taxonomy places the organism in Eukaryota, Metazoa, Arthropoda, Insecta, Diptera, Culicidae.